Messenger RNA from Fonsecaea monophora, 1467 nucleotides. RefSeq lists its product as hypothetical. Gene Ontology annotation, molecular function: carbohydrate:proton symporter activity. The record is from RefSeq and is a predicted model, not a curated record. NCBI's taxonomy places the organism in Eukaryota, Fungi, Ascomycota, Eurotiomycetes, Chaetothyriales, Herpotrichiellaceae. Bases 1 to 1467 code for a protein of 488 amino acids. The transcript has 7 exons. Gene Ontology annotation, biological process: carbohydrate transport; transmembrane transport. Gene Ontology annotation, cellular component: membrane.
AUGACAGGCUCGCUCCUCACUGGCUAUGCCCAGGCUCUUUUGUCCAAUCAGCUGGGCCAGGCGGAGUUCUAUGUCACGAUGAAAUUGGAUCCGUCAAGUCAACAUGGCACCGACAUGAUCUCCGUCUUUGGAGGUAUCUUCUUCGCAGGGGGGUUCAUUGGAACCCUCUUCACUGCCUGGACAUCCGAGGUCUGGGGCCGCUUGCGUGGAUUCCAGAUUGCGGCCUUCUCACACGUCGUCGGUGCUGUGAUUCAGACCGCCUCCAUGAACCAAGCUAUGUUCACGGUCUCGCGGUUCCUCUGUGGAUUUGCAACGGGACAGACAUCGGCCGCCAUGGUGGCGUACUACUCUGAGAUCAGCUUGCCGAAGACUCGGGGCUUGAAUACAGGCCUUCAUGCCCUGUUAAUCGAGCUUGGAGCUGUUGCCGCUUCGUGGAUCGGGGUCGGAUGCUUCUAUUCUACGAUCGGGACAUUUGGUUGGAGAUUUCCAGUCUCCCUGUCGGUCCUGAUUGGACUCAUCUUCCUUGUUGUAUCAUUCUUUCUGCCAGAGAGUCCUAGGUGGUUGGUGCGCUACGGAAAGUUGGACGAAGCAUACAUUAUUUUGCAGAACCUGCACAGAGCCGCCACCUCUCAUGACGAGACGAUUGCGGCACGAGAGUUUGAGCAGAUCAAAUUACAGAGCGAAGCCGACGCUGUGGAAGUGGCCAAGCACGGAAGAUGGAAAGCGCUCUUUGUCCAAGCUGCAUACAGGAAGCGAUUGUUGAUUGGCUUUGGCGUGGUAUGCUUCACACAGAGCUGCGGCUUCCUGGUCAUCUACAAUUACGGUGUCAUGCUGUACAGCUCUCUAGGUCUUAGUACCGCUGAGGCACUGAUGUCGACUUCGGGUUGGAUCUCCUGGACCGGAGUGUGCAUCCUUAUUGGGAAUGUGACUGUCGAUCGCAUGGGACGCCGACUGUCUUUGAUAAUCGGCUUCAUUGGGCUGGCUAUCUCGCUCGCCAUCUUCACAGCCUGUCUCAAAUACUUCCUCGACACCCAGGACAACAAGUAUGCUGUGCCCGCAGUGACUUUUCUCUACAUUACCGCUCUUCCAUUUGGAGCUUGUCUCGACAACAAUCAGUUCACCGUCGUGAGCGAAAUCUUCCCCAACCACUUGCGCACGCUGGCCAGCUGUCUCUGCAUUAGCGGGCUCUAUUUGAUGCAGACUCUUUGGCUCAACGUCGCUCCUACAGCCAUGAAUACCAUUUCUUGGAAGUUUUAUUUGGUCUUCAUCAUCCUCAGUUUCUGUGGCGCUAUCCAUGUCUACUUCUUUCUCCCCGAGACCAAAAAUGUGCCUCUGGAAGAGCUUGAUGCUCUGUUUGGUCACGAAAUUGCUAUACGCCUGGAGGAUGUCCACCUAGAGUCUCCGCAGCAGGUAGAAGUGAAGGGAAGCAAAUUGGCUGUCCACGAGGAGUGUGGGAGAAGUUUGUGA